GCGGAGCAGGGAGGGUUCUUGGGAAUGUGGUGGGUGGCGGCGAUGGUACUGAUUGCGUACACGAUUCUGUUUGGAGUCUUCAAGCACGCCUUUCUCACUCGCUGGCAUCUGUUGGCGCUGGUGGACUUGGCUCUGAUGCUGCUGAUGUUUGUCCUCCGAUGGGGCGUCUAUCUGGAGGCCUUUGUGGGGAGCUACUCGGCUAAUGUGUUCUUUGACUUUCUAACUCUGCUCUUCCAGCUCGCGCUCGUCACCGACAUGCUUUUCCUGUGGCUCUACGAGUAUAACCGGUUCACGCGGAUGACGCUUGUUCGCCGCUCGUCAUUCUGCUACACGCUCAUCCUCCAGCCGUCGUUCUCGCUCUGGAUCAUCGCCGCAGUUCGAGCGGUGGUUUCGACGGGCCUGCUGGCGGUCGCGGUCUUCUACGCGGCCGAAGAGACCAAGAACCAGGAGUUUGUGGGCAGGAUGUACUUUGUGGCACAUCUUGUGGCGUUAAUCUUCUACGCCGUCUUCCCGAUUGCGAUCUUCAACGCGCUGCUCUCGGCAUACUCGUACUCGAAGAAGGUGCGAAAGUCCGGGCGGCGGGUCCUUCGUGAGAUCUCGUUCUCAUAUCUGUAUGUGCCGGCCGGCGCUGUGGUCUACUUUUUCAUCUUUGCGCUCUGGCUCGUCAUCUCGCGGCAGAACCUUGGCCUGCAGCGGACAACGUCGGGCAUUGUGUCCAUCCAGAUUGACACCCAUGAGGCGAUGAAGACGCCACUCUUUGCGGUCGCCAUCCUGCUCGUCCUUGCCUUCCGCAUUCGGGACUACCAGGAGAUGCGUGACCUGGCCAUGUUUUCGGACGACGAGGAGGAAGCACUCGAGCAGACCGCGCGGACCACAGCCCGCGCACCGGGCGGUGCCAUGCCCAUUGUCCGCAAGGUCUCCCGUGAGUCGUACGUCCACUACCCGGUCCAGGAUCCGGGCUCUGCCGACGACCCGCACUCAUCCGAGUACACCUUUGCCACCGACGCCACCAUGUCGACCGAGACCACUACCGAUGAUGGCUCGGGCUCGGGCUCGUCCUCGUCCUCAUCGUAGAAUGGGCACAUGUGAUGCCUUUAAAGUUGCCAUGGGCUAGUCAAAGCCCGAGUCCUCCGA
Thecamonas trahens ATCC 50062 is the source of this 1134-nucleotide messenger RNA. RefSeq lists its product as uncharacterized. The transcript has a single exon. The coding region runs from base 25 to 1074 and encodes 349 amino acids. The record is from RefSeq and is a predicted model, not a curated record. NCBI's taxonomy places the organism in Eukaryota, Apusomonadida, Apusomonadidae.